AUGGCCCACUCCAUCCUUCCUCACACCCACGAGAACGGCUUCCGCCAACCAGCCAAAGAUCCUCACUGGGUGCUCCCAGAGGACUCGUGGGACGAAACUGGCGAUGACGCGGGACCGCAGUACGAGGUCCCGCCCUCGGUCGAGAUCGUCACAUCAACCCGCCACAAUGACCUGGGGUUCAAUGUCCUGCGCGUAUGGCCGACACUGCAUGAUGGCACCGCGUCGCCACACGGGUGUCCUGCUUGGUGGAAUCCAAGGGAUAAGGUUGAUGUUUUGAUAUGCGGCGCUGGACCCAGUGGUCUAGAAGUUGCGCUGAGCUGUCUUCGACAGGGGCUCACAUUCCGAAUUAUCGCCCUCCCAUUUACAGAAGCUUACAAGCAGCUAGACAAGAACACCGCCCCCUUGGCAGCCGGACGCGCUGACGGGGUCCAGCCCCGGUUCCUCGAGACCCUGUCAACAUGGGGCCUUGCCACAGAAGUGCACGAAGAAGGCCCCCUGAUUGAACGCACUGCCAUUUAUCACAAUGGUCGACUUCUCCACCACGGCCGCUCUCAUCAGUCUGAUUCACGUUACCGAGGUUUGCAUAUUAUCACGCAGGGCCAGAUUGAGCGGAUCUUCGUGCGCGAUCUCCUGCGGCAUAGGGUGGUUGUGGAGCGCGCCACGACGCUGAAGGAGUAUAGCAUCGACUCGGCACUCACAGCGUCCAAGGACCACUCUGCCUACCCUGUUCAGUGCGUGAUACAGGACGGAGAUGGGAAAGAGACAGCAGUGCAAGCGAAAUUCCUGGUUGGGAGCGAUGGAGCGUCGAGUGCGAUUCGGCGCAAGCUACAGAUUCCGUUCGAUGGCAUCAGUACAGAUAUCUACUGGGGAAUUAUGGACUGUAUCUUUGAGACGGACUAUCCGCAUGCGUGGAUCUUUGGAUCAGUCACCGGUCCACUGGCGGCCUCCCGACAAGCAAGGGACCCCUCCUUCGCUGAGUCUGGCGGCCAGGUGGACAUCCACUCGGUCACUCCCGAGGAAGUCCUGGAACAAGCAAAUCGCAUCUUUGCCCCGUAUAAGCUGUCCUUUGCAGCGCCCCUCAGUUGGUUUGCUGUGUGGAAGAUCAGCGAACGAGUCGCUCGUUCUUUUUCCUCCGAUGACCAACGCGUCCAUUUAGUCGGAGAUGCAGCACACGUCCACAGUGUCAUGGGCGCCUUCGGCCUCAACGCCUCUAUCCUCGACGCCGCCAACCUUGGCUGGAAAAUUGGCCUCUGCGCAAAAGGAAAGGCCGACCCAAGCACGAUCCUCCCGACCUACGAUCGCGAGCGCCGCCUCCAUGCCGCCAAUAUUAUCGAAAUCUCCGGCAAAUACCUACGCUUCGUCUGCAGUUCGCAGGUCCCAACGGCCCGCCUGCACUACCUCGGUGCAGACCUGGGACUCGAAGAACGCGAGACGUACAAAACGAAUGGGCAGAACGGGGUGCAUGAUGCCGUGCAAAGUGCGCCUCCGUCGUCCACUGAGGCAGUCUCAAUCACGGUGGAGUCCGAUUCAAAGGACAAGCAGAAUGUCACUGCGGCCUUAACGCGCGACGAGGCGAAGGCCUUCCUGCAUGACUUUUUCACGCAGCAUGGACAGUUUCUCCUGGGGGUGGAUGCAGAGUAUGGUACGAGCUGCUUGAAUCCAUCCAUAAAACGCAUCAACGGCGUUAAUGGGGCACAGCGGGCCCCGCCGGUCAAGGUGAAGAAUGGGGUACGGGCUCCGAAUCCCCGUGUGUGCUUCGAUGAAAGUCACACGGGCUAUCUGUAUGACAAACUUCCUGGGGACGGCCGGUUCCAUCUGGUCAUAUUCGGAUCGAACCUUCUCGGCCCAGUCCGGCAGCGACUGAGGAUAUUUUCGGAGGCGAUAUCGUCGAAGGAAUCUACAGGUGGGUUUUACGCGCGGUUUGGCGGGGCAGAGAUGUUUAACAUCGUCCUUGUGGCCAAGGGCACCCCGUUUGAGAUUGAGGAGAAUUUAUCGGUUCGAGAGGAUCUGGCCGCUCUGCGGGAUACGGCCACUGUGUUGGCGGAUGACCGCGCCCCCGACGAGGAUGCACAUAGUACCUGGGGCGUCAACCAUCGCACUGGAGCCGUUGUGGUGAUUCGACCGGAUCUGUGGGUUGGAAUCAGUGCGGUACCCGAUGACACUGAGAAAGUGGGGUCCUACUUCUCGACAUUUCUCCUAGCCUAA
This is a messenger RNA of Aspergillus pseudoviridinutans, 2205 nucleotides long. RefSeq lists its product as uncharacterized. Bases 1 to 2205 code for a protein of 734 amino acids. The transcript is spliced from 7 exons. The record is from RefSeq and is a predicted model, not a curated record. Gene Ontology annotation, molecular function: FAD binding. Lineage: Eukaryota; Fungi; Ascomycota; Eurotiomycetes; Eurotiales; Aspergillaceae.